AUGAAAUUGAACACAACUAGCAAGUUGUGAGAAUAUUGCCCAGAUGGAGAGUUUUACUCAUUUUCUCUCGAUUCUUGCCUCCCUUGAGGUUCGAGCUGCAAUUUACUCUGAGGUUAUCAAGAGAAAUGAUUUGAAUGUUCUCAUGAACAAUUUUAUGAUAUUGAUAUGAGUUCCUGAGUAAACUCAUGCAACUCAGAUAUUCAGAUAAUUUUGAAUAACACUCAAAGUGGAAAUAAAGCAUAUUGAAGAGGUCUAGACUACUAUGUAAACCCUGAUAGUAUAGAAGUAAUAGAAGCAGGGACAAAAGAGUAUCCUUAUAGAAGUCUCAGCUUGGUUUUUGUCGAACUUUUGAAUUAUUUUAGCAAUACCAACUAUACUGUAAAUAUUUAUGUCAUGGAGUCUACCAAUAACUAUCUCCAACUUAAUAGAAAUUACUUAAUCAACAUAGGCAGAGUAAACUUUCUCUCUUACUCUGAUCAGGAGGGAGCAAUAAAGAGUGCUAAUUUGAUUCUGACUGAUGAAGAAAUUCUCUUAUUUUCUCCAAAAACACAGUAUCAUGUUUUAAAAAAUUCUGACCUAAAUAUUUCAUUAGCUAGUGAUGCUAGUCCUCAAGCUUUGGGUUUGAUAACAAAAAUAAUUUUUGUGUACAAAACAGAAUUGUCAUUCACAAAUAUCAAAAUUAUGUCAAAAUACUCAGAUGAAGAGGUUGACUAUAACUUUGUGUAUGCAUUGGGUCAAAACGAAAGAACAGUAAAUUUUACAAAUGUUCACAGCCAGACCUCAGGGAGUAUUUUGUUAUCCCUUGACCAUAUUGCAGUCUAUCUGAAGAAUUAUUUGUUUGAUGGCUACAAGGCAAGUUAUUUCAUUAAUAUUAUCAAUCUUUGCGUCAAUAAUCCAAUGCCUUUCUUUGGAGGGGGACUCCAUGCUGACAAUCUAACAAUGUUCAACUCACAGGAAGAAAUUGUUCAGUAUUCAACUGGCGCUUUAGUCUAUUUGGCCACAGGAAAUGCAUCUUUCAACAACAUCAUUGUAAAUUCUACAUAUAUUUCAUUUCCAAUCGAAUAUGGAUUGAUCUCAGCAGCCAGCUUUUCAAGAUGAAACCCAGAUAGUGAUUCUUUUUCAGAGGUUAUUUAUACUAAUAGCUAUAUUACAAAUCCAUUAAACCCACAUUCAAAAAUAAUUUCUUUUAUCGCCUUAGCUGCAAAUUAUGGAGUAAACUACAGGCCAAGCAGAUUAUAUAUCUCUAAUGUCACUUUUGAGGAUAUAAAUUUGCAUGGAUAUCCUUUUCUUUGGAUAUCAUCUUUGACUCCAGCAGAAAUCGUUGUUGAAAAUAUCUUAUUCAGGAAUAUAACUGCCUUUUCGCCGAUUUUCUUAAUGGAAUAUCCUAAUGAUUAUUACUUAUCAAACAUAACUUUUGAGAAUAUUAAUGGGACAGGUAGUUCUUACAUAUUUGCACCUGAUGCAGCCUCUUUUCAUCUCAAAGGUAUCACUAUUAGAAACGUUCAAGGAGCUGACUCACUUCAUUCUGUGUUUAUCUAUGCCAGUUGCAUAGAUUCAGACACUUUAAACUCAGAAACAAUAAAUCAUUCAUUGGAUCCUUCCCCAAGUUUGAACAUAGAUGACUUACUUGUUGAAAACUCCAGAUUAGGGCUGAAUACUUUGAUAAAGCUUUAUAAUACACUUCCAGGAAGCUUUACUUUGAAAAAUGCAGUCUUCUCUAAUCUCCAAGUGAUGGAAGGACAUUCAUUAAUAGGAGCAAACUAUAUCACUGGUUUUAAUAUUCAAAACAUUACUUUUGUAGAUAUCUCAAGAGAUGAGCAAGAUAGUGGGCAAACAUCAAACUUCUUGAUUACUUUUAACACUUAUGACUUUUCUACAAAUGGAAGCUUUAUCUUUGAUCAAGUAAAUAUGGCAAACUCCAGUGUUCCAUUAUACUUUAUCAAUGGGCUGCAAGAUUAUUCAGAAAAUAAUUCGCAGCUUAUAUUUUCAAACAUUAGUUACCAUGAUUGCGUAUUAGACUUAGAGCAAAGCUUAUUAUAUUUUAAAAGUUUGUUCUCAACCUCUACAUUCACAAUAACAAUUACUGAUUCUAAAUUCUACAACUUGUAUUUUGUGCGAGGCGGGAAUGUGAUUAACUUUGCUCACCAAAUCAGUUCUCAACUUCUUAUGAAAAAUACAGAGUUCACCAAUAUUACUGCAGGGCAAAUUCGUAUUGAGUCCUUUGUCAAACAAUCUAAUGAGACUACCAACGUGCUCUUCCAGAAUGUGACUGCUCAUAAUAUUAAUGCAAGUUAUGUGUCCUUUGUUGCUCUUGAUCAAGGAGGCAGACUACAGAUUCAAGAUUCUCAGUUUUAUGGAAUAUAUUCCACCUUCAGAGGAUCUGUUUUGUCUUCUAGUUUUAAAGGUACCCGAGUAGAAGCUGUGAACACUCAGUUCUACAACAAUUCAGCUUUUCAAGGAGGGGUAGCUAGCAUUGAACAAGAAAGCUAUUUCCAAUGCACAAACUGCUCUUUCCAUAGUAACUUCGGAGUCGAAGCUGCAGUUAUAUUCCAGGUUUUAAACGGAUAUACCAGGCUGAAUGAAUGUAAAAUAUUCCAGAAUUAUGCUCUUUCAAAACCUUUCUUAGAGAUUUUGGAGAGUGUCAACCUGUCUAUUUUAAACAAAUGAGACAUUCAUGGCAACAAAAUAGUUACUGCCACUGAUAUAUUAAGCCAAGUUUCAGGUCAAUGAAGCACACUAUGAUUUUUGCCUAGCGAAGCAUACACUUCUGCUGUAGUUUCGAAUUUGAUGACAACUUUAAGAGAAGAUCAUUCAAUAUUCAGUAUAGCUUAUGGCAAUCUGAGAUUAGAAAAUCAAACAAUGAUAUAUAAUUCAGAUACUAUCACAAAAAGUUUUGAGUCAACUCUCUCAGUUGUGCAAAGCAAGAUAUACAACACAACUUCUUCCAAACAGCCUUUUGUCUUGGCUUCCUGAACUUUGAAUAUGGAGAAUGUGACUUUUGAAUAUAUUACUAAAGGAGAAGAAGUUGCUCUGAUUAGUACAAAUAUAGGAUCAUCCGUCAAUCUCAAUAAUAUUGUCUAUCAAUCGUCACUAGGUCCUUUUUCUCAACUAACAAGCAGUGCAGUGGAAAUUAAUAACCUAUCCGUAUCAAGCAUUGUUUCUCAAAUUGCAAUUGUUCAGGUUUAUUCUGCUAUAGAUACUAUAUUGAGUAAUGUUUCAAUACAAAAUAUUUCUGGGUCGCUUGAUUCUGUAAUUUCUAUUGAAAAAUCAAACGUGAAUUUGAUCUCAUAUCUCCAACUCAAGCAUCUUCUUUACGGAGGAAUAUACUUAAAGCAAGUGAAGAUGGCAAAAAUGGAAUCAUCUACUCUUUUUAACUUGACUUAUGGAUUAAGAAUUGAAUCUUCAGACAUUGCAGAAAUCACAAAGUGUAUUUUUAAGUAUCUAGGAGAUGAUAAUUUACAAAAAGGCGGAGCUCUAUGGUUGACCCAGAGUAAUACAACUAUUAUUAAUAAUGAUAUUAAUAACAACAGAGCUAUUGCUGGAGGAGCUGUGAAUAUACAAUGCAAAGAUGCUAAAAAUAAAGAACAUUGAAAGGUUAGUCUAAUAUCCAAUAGAUUUCACAAUAACUCUGCAGUGAAGAUGGGUGGUGCUCUGUAUUAUGAUUCAUGGAGACCUCAAAACAAAUUGAAUUCAUUCCUUUCAAAUAAUGCUUCAUACGGCUCAGAUAUUGCCAGCUAUCCAGUGAGAAUUGUUCUAAAAGAGAAAGAAAACUUGCAUAUGAAUCUCAAAAAUGUAGGAAGCGGAAUUAAAUACCCCGAUAAUUUAACUUUCUCAAUAAUUGAUUACGAUGAACAAGAAAUAGAGAAUGACAAUACCUCGCAGAUAAAGAUCAGUCCAGUUACCCCAAAUGCUACAGUAAAAGGAAUUGAUUAUGCCAGAGUAACUAAAGGGGUUGGGAUAUUUGAGAACUUAAGGUUCAUCUAUAAACCAGGAGCUGAGAAAAUCCAAUAUGUUGUAAACUCAAAGAGCCUUGACAAACCCUUACUCAGAACAAUUCUGGGAUCUUAUGUUGCUGACAACUUAUUGACAGUUGACUUCAGAUGGUGAAAACCUGGAGAAAUCAUUGAAUCUAACCAUAGCUGAAGAGUCUGAGACCAAGGAGCUUACUCAACAAUUUGGAAUUCAACUUCUUGCAAUAAAUGCAUGAAUAAUGCAGUGUGAGCAGGAGGAAGUCAAAUCGAAUUGAAAAAGGGUUAUUGGAGAAAUAGCCUAAAUUCUACAGAUAUUAUCCGUUGCCCGAUUCUUGACUCAUGAGAAGGAGGUUAUUCUGAAUCUAAUGAAUUUCCAGUGCAGUGCUCUUCUGGACACACAGGCUUUCUUUGAACCACUUGUACAAGUUCUGAUAAUGAUGAAAAAUAUAUGAGAACUGGCUUAUAUAAAUGUGAAAAAUGUCCUGACCCUCUUUAUAACACAAUUAGAGUUUUGGGUUUUUCUAUAAUUCUGUUAAUGUUUUUCAUCUUUCUUGUUAUUAUUAAUAUCAAGAAGAGGAAUGAGAGCCAGACAUCAAUUUUAUUAAGAAUACUGACGAAUUAUUUUCAACUGAUAAGCUUAACACCUUCUUAUCAGUUUAAUUAUCCAGAGUCAAUCUACCAUGCUUUCAACCCGAUAGAGAAAGUUGGUUCAUCAUCAGAGUCUUUCUUAUCUUUUGACUGAUUUUUCUCUGACUCAAAUAUUGUUGCUUUUACUCCUUCGACAGUCAUUUUUAAACUGUUUCUGUCAGCUAUCCUUCCUGCCAUUGCUAUCGUAUUAAUUGUGCUAUUCUGGGUAGGUUUCAGCUAUACAAACUUUAAGUGGUGCCAGGAUACAAAGAGGGGUAUCACAGUGACAGUUAUUUGCUUGUUGUUCUUGAUACACCCAACUCUGACGAAUCUAUCGCUGACAAUGUUCCAGUGCACAAACGUUGGAGAUGAACUGAGCAGAAUGACCAUUGACAUGGAAAUUGAAUGAUUCUCAAGCGAGCAUUUUAAGUGGGCAUUCUCCUUUGGACUCCCUAUGCUUGUAGUUUGGGUUUUUGCUCUUCCAGCUAUUGUUCUUAUAAUUUUGAUAAAGGAAAGAAAAAAUUUAGAAAGAUUGUAUGUGAGGAGGUAUUUCUUAGUACUCUACCAAGGACUUAAACCUCAAGCUUUCUACUGGGAAUUUAUAAACACCUUGAGGAAAAUUCUCAUACCGUUAUUUAAUGUACUUUUAUCAAGAUCAAGUAGGUUUUAUCAAGUGGUUGUUGCAAUAAUAAUCCUCUUGUUUAUCUUCAGACUCCAGCAAUACAUCAAGCCAUAUAAGUUAGAAGAAAAUAAUCAAAUAGAGAUUCUUGCUGUUCUAGCUGGAAUAGUAACUCUAUUUUCAUCAAUAAUAUUCCUUGAUUCAAUCGACAGAGAAGACUUAAGAGACUCAAGUAUUGCAAAGAUAUUUUCUAUAUUCUUCAUUAUCUUCAUAAAUUCAUACUUUAUCUUGAGAUGGAUCCAUCUUUUCUUAAGUUGACUCAAGUCAAAGAAUUCAGCAUUAAGAGCAAUUAGAGGAGCACUUGGGUGAAUCCUGAUGAAAAAUAAAAGCCCAAAGCUUCCUGAAAUAGUCGAACCAGAUAAUCAUACUCUCCAAAAACAACCUAGCAAAUUAAAAUCAUCAAAACCUAAAACUCCAAGAUUUAAGAAGAAAAAACUCCUCAGGAAAAGAGUCCCUAAACAGAAUCUCAAAAGGAGGUACCAAAACCCCCAAAUCUCCAAUCCUUCCCUUUCUCCAGUCGAUCUGAACUCUAAAUCCAGUUUCAUUCCUGAUAUGGACUCUGAAGGAGGUUUCAGGUACCUUCCUAGCACUCCAGUCAUGAGGCAUCCAAAGAAGUCAAGAUUUUACCCAGAUUCCUAAGAUUCUUCAUAAUUUCAUUUCAGAGGCUCAACUUUG
This is a messenger RNA of Moneuplotes crassus, 5952 nucleotides long. Lineage: Eukaryota; Ciliophora; Spirotrichea; Euplotida; Euplotidae. The record is from the annotation of a GenBank genome assembly.